AGUGAGUCUCCGUCAUUAGUCACGUGAAAUAACAGAAUAUCACGUGUAUCGAGGCCUGAGGCAUCACCGAGAUCCCCCCGGGAAAUGCCCCUCAGAACCGCCAAAAGACGAAAAAUGCUGCCCCUCGCUACUGCUCGCUCUCUCUGUCUCCCUCCAUCGCGCUUCUGGGAAUUAGACACUCCCACCCCUUGAUCAGAGUCAUUCAGGCUCUGACUCACUUGCACGAACCCGUUGAUAAACCCAGCGGACCUAUAUUCCACACGACAACUCGGUUCUCUCCUUAAAAUUUCACUCCUUCUCGUGAAAACCCCUGGCUACUCCGAUUCCCAAUUGUCUCUGGACACGGUAUCGUGACCACCUGCCACAAUGGCUUCUCCCUCGAUUUCUAUCUACAUCGAUGAGGAUGUGGGUAAGGACGAUACCUCCGCGACCGGAUCCGAAUCGGCCCCCUACAAGACCCUGAUCUACGCUUUCCAGCAGCAUCCUCCCGCAAAGGACGUCCAGUAUCUCACGCGCAAGUCUCAGACGGAGCCAGCCGGCGAGAACGUCGAUCCAGCGGCCAAAUUGGAGUGGAAGCCGGCUGCUAAGUCGGCCAUCAAGAAGGCGACCAACCUGUACGAGCAGAGGAAGAGGAAGGCUGCUAAGGAGCAGGAACUGGCUAUUCGGGAAAAACAAGAGGCAGAGAAGCGCAGACUGGUCCUGGAGGAAGCCAAGAAAAUUAUCAUCAAGGAGGACCCAUCGCUCCCCAAACCCGUCAAGAUCCGACUAGAUGAGACGGACCCAGCCGUUGUCAAGCUGCGCGCUAAUGACUCUGACACCCCGGGAACACGUGUUCGUGUGCUCGGAAGAAUCCACCGGCUGCGAGCUCAGAAAGACGUGAUUUUCAUCACCUUAACGGACGGCUAUGGCUAUUUGCAAUGCGUCCUGACGGGCGACUUGGUCAAGACGUACGAUGCGAUGACUCUCACCAUUGGGACUUCCAUGGCUAUCCACGGAGAGAUGCGAGCUGUGCCCCCCAAGCAGCACGCCCCCAACGAUCGCGAACUUCACGCCGACUUCUUCACCGUCAUCGGUCGCGCUGCUGGCGACAAGGAGGCCAUCACGACCCGUGUGGCCCCGGAUGCGGAUCCUCAAACACUCUACGACAACAGGCAUCUUGUCCUCCGUGGCGAGACGGCAUCUGCUGUGAUGAAGGUCCGUGCAGCGGUGCUCCGAGCAUUCCGCAAGACGUUCGAAGAGCAACGCAUGCUGGAAGUGACUCCGCCGGCCAUGGUGCAGACGCAGGUCGAGGGAGGCAGCACACUGUUCAAGUUCGACUACUAUGGAGAGAAUGCGUAUCUGACGCAGUCGUCCCAGCUGUACCUGGAGACGUGUCUCCCAUCCUUGGGUGACGUAUUCUGCGUCUGCCCGUCAUUCCGCGCGGAGAAGUCUCUUACCCGCCGUCAUUUGUCUGAGUACACGCACAUCGAAGCCGAGCUCGAUUUCAUCACGUUCGACGAUCUUCUCGACCAUCUGGAGGCGGUUGUUUGCCGGGUGAUUGAGCUGACGCUGGCAGACCCAGUCAUCGCGGGCUACAUCAAGCAGCUCAACCCCGAUUUCAAACCACCCAGCCGGCCGUUCAAGCGGAUGAAGUACGCCGAUGCGAUCGAAUGGCUGCGCGAACAUGACAUCCCUAACGAAGAGGGACAGCCGCAUCUGUUUGGCGACGACAUCGCGGAGGCAGCCGAGCGUAAGAUGACGGAUAUCAUCAACCAGCCUAUUUUCUUGACCCACUUCCCCAAGGAUAUCAAGGCAUUCUACAUGCAGCGGGAUCCCGAGGACCCCCGGGUCACGGAGAGUGUGGACGUGUUGAUGCCGGGUGUGGGCGAGAUCGUCGGUGGCAGCAUGAGGAUGCACGACUAUGACGAGCUUAUGGCUGCGUACAAGCACGAGGGAAUGGACCCGGCGCCUUACUACUGGUACACUGACCAAAGAAAGUAUGGAACCUCUCCGCAUGGAGGAUACGGCCUUGGACUGGAGCGAUUCCUGGCGUGGCUGUGUGCGCGCUACACGGUCCGGGAGUGCUGUCUAUACCCUCGUUUCACGGGACGAUGCACUCCGUAGAUGUGAUGAGCGAGAAAGAAACAUUUCUUUGACAAUAAAAGGAUACCUUUAGCUUUAUUAGCGACAUGGAAUCGUCAUUCU
Messenger RNA from Monascus purpureus, 2184 nucleotides. The record is from the annotation of a GenBank genome assembly. NCBI's taxonomy places the organism in Eukaryota, Fungi, Ascomycota, Eurotiomycetes, Eurotiales, Aspergillaceae.